This is a messenger RNA of Puccinia triticina, 1281 nucleotides long. RefSeq lists its product as uncharacterized. The transcript is spliced from 11 exons. The record is from RefSeq and is a predicted model, not a curated record. Bases 1 to 1281 code for a protein of 426 amino acids. NCBI's taxonomy places the organism in Eukaryota, Fungi, Basidiomycota, Pucciniomycetes, Pucciniales, Pucciniaceae.
AUGGUCAACCAACCAAACGUGACAAGAGCCGCAACCGCCGCAGCGAAGAAGUCGAAAUCCUCUUUGAGUGGUCGAGACGCGACUGAAGUACAUAGGUUGUUAGUACCGUUGCCGGUAGUCAGCGAGGAAGGUACAGCAGAUAAAGAUACGGUUCUGGGAGACGUACCCGUUGAAAUCCGUGAGGAUCCUUUGGUGUUCGAUGAUGAGGAAGAUAACACGAGUGGAAAGGACAAGCAAGAUGCUGCUGAACCAGACUUCAUAGAGUUCAUGAAAGCCGUUCCAGAUGUUGGAAAGACUCCAAUCGAUCCAAUAUCAGUAUUGUUGGAGCAAGCUUUGGCCGCCCAAGUAUCGGGAAAUACAGUUAUGGCGAAUGUUUUUCUAAAAGCUAUUCGCGAAUUGGAUCCUAAGAAGCAACAGAACACUCAACAGCGACUCGAACGGACACAACCAAUCUCAUACGAGAAGCAAGGAAAACAAGAUGACACCGGUACUGGACUAUUACGAGUCAGCGCCAGCGUGGUUGAAAUCCGCGAUAGCACUCACCAUCGUUUACCUCUCCUACCGGAUUUGGUCAAGAAUCCUGAGAACUCGCAGGGAGUAAAAUCGAAGCAACUCACGUCACCCUCGGACCCACUAGAUUGUCCUCCUGAGAAACUCCACCCACGCCUGACAACACACUCCAAACCAUCAAGCCAUACCUUCGAUCAUUCAAACCAAACCCAUCAAACAACUACGCGGACUCAUGAACCCAACAAGCAAGAUCGACACACACCUGCACCCUCAUCACUCAAACCAGAUCAUGCGGCCAGGAAAACCAAGUCGAACAAGCCUUUGAUCGACAAGUCCAAUCAGAAGCGUGUGGCACCCAUCUCGAGCGAUGGAUCUGACUCUGAGCACUCAGAAACCGAGCCAGAGCGGUCGGCCUCGAGGAAUCGAAAGAAGAAGGCAAGGACUCAACACGAUCGACCCAACCCAGCUACCGCCUCACUGCACCUGAACCGGGAGUUGGCUAGUAUUGAAUCUUCUACUGCUACUACUACCAACGAUCAAUCCAAUGGAACAAAUCCUAACGGCUUCAAGGAUGUUCAACGUAAGAAGCGGAUUCUAUCAGACUGCGUCAGCGAAGUGGAUGCAGAUCAAGCGAUGAGAAUCAAGAAGGAGUUGUACAUCAUUGCUGAUGAUGGCCGAAGAAAGAAACUCGUCAAGAUUCGUCUAGGAUCGCCAGAGGUCUGUUGUCAGCCGACUCGCAAGAAGAGAAUAACGUUGAACAACGAUGGGUGA